GUCCGCUUUGGUGAACUGAAAACCAUAACAAUUAACAACCACCCAAAAAAGGUUUCCGCUUUCUUCUUCUUCUUCUUCUUCCAUGGCUUUCAAACUAUUCACUCCCAUUACACACCUCCAAAUCCCCAUUUUCCACUCCCAAUUCCUUCAACCCACUCCUGUUUUUCCUUCAUCUUCACUUCCAACAAACCUUUUGUCUUCAAAGCUUCAUUCACGACAGAAAUCGUCUGUUUGUAUCAAUUCACUGAAACAGGAAACACUUCAGAGCCCCACCCCAACUUCUACAUCAUCUAAUAAGCUUGUUCUCGUCAUUGGAGGCACCGGUGGAGUCGGACAAUUAGUGGUAGCAUCAUUGCUGGAUCGGGAUGUUAAAUUGCGAUUAUUACUCCGAAAUCCGGAGAAAGCCACUACUCUAUUUGGAGAACAAGAAAAGGACAAAUUGCAGGUGGUUAAAGGUGACACUCGAAAUUCAGAGGAUCUCGACCCAUCUAUGUUUGAGGGUGUAACUCAUGUUAUUUGCUCCACGGGUACUACAGCCUUUCCAUCACGGCGAUGGGAUGGGGAUAACACACCUGAAAGAGUAGAUUGGGAAGGCGUGAGAAACCUUGUGUCGGCACUGCCUCGGUCACUGUCAAGAAUCAUCCUAGUUUCAUCGGUAGGAGUAACCAAGUCUAACGAAUUACCAUGGAGCAUCAUGAACCUUUUUGGUGUUCUAAAAUAUAAGAAGAUGGGGGAGGACUUUGUUAUUAACUCCGGCCUUCCUUAUACGAUAAUAAGACCUGGUAGGUUGACAGAUGGACCUUAUACAUCAUAUGAUCUAAAUACUCUGCUCAAAGCUACUGCAGGUGAAAGACGAGCCGUUCUUAUUGGUCAAGGAGAUAAACUUGUAGGAGAGGUUAGUAGGCUGGUAGUUGCAGAAGCUUGCAUACAAGCAUUGAACAUAGAUUUCACUGAAAACCAAAUAUAUGAAAUCAACUCAGUCCCGGGUGAUGGACCAGGAAGUGACACAGAAAAAUGGAAAGAACUGUUUAAAGCUGCACAACUUCAAAAAGUAUGAGCAUGCAUGCUAGGUAUUCUGUAAACUUGUUCACUCAUGUAAUUAAGUUACAAAACUGUAUCUAAUUUUAUGUAAAUGUGUGCAAUUAUAAAAAAAAACAAAAGAUUAAAGGGCUAUAUAUUUGCAAUAAACAGCUGUGAUAUUAUUAAUA
Messenger RNA from Helianthus annuus (common sunflower), 1208 nucleotides. RefSeq names its product protein TIC 62, chloroplastic. The coding region runs from base 83 to 1057 and encodes 324 amino acids. The transcript is spliced from 9 exons. The record is from RefSeq and is a predicted model, not a curated record. NCBI's taxonomy places the organism in Eukaryota, Viridiplantae, Streptophyta, Magnoliopsida, Asterales, Asteraceae.